Messenger RNA from Cadophora gregata, 1443 nucleotides. RefSeq lists its product as uncharacterized. Gene Ontology annotation, molecular function: transmembrane transporter activity. The record is from RefSeq and is a predicted model, not a curated record. NCBI's taxonomy places the organism in Eukaryota, Fungi, Ascomycota, Leotiomycetes, Helotiales, Ploettnerulaceae. The transcript has 4 exons. Gene Ontology annotation, biological process: transmembrane transport. Gene Ontology annotation, cellular component: brush border membrane. Bases 1 to 1443 code for a protein of 480 amino acids.
AUGGCUGCUCCUGUGGACCCAGCGACGCGGAAGAAGGUGUUGAAAGUGGUGUUCUUCUCUCUGUUGCUCGAUUUGAUCAGUUUUACCUUCAUUCUUCCGCUAUUUCCAUCUCUGCUGGCAUAUUAUCGAGACCUCGAAGCCCCCGCGCAAUUCAGCAGCUCGAAUAAAUCGCCCUCCCUCCUCACGCAUAUCCUCACAUACCUCAAUGCAUACAAGGCUUCGUUCGCAAGACCAAUCGACUCGAGAUAUGACAUUGUACUUCUGGGAGGAGCUCUGGGGAGCUUGUUUUCUCUCCUCCAGGCAUUCGCUUCUCCUAUCAUAGGAACGCUCUCCGAUCGAUAUGGCCGCCGAAUAGCCCUCCUGUGCAGCAUGGCUGGUAAUAUACUCAGCGUACUCCUCUGGGUGUGCGCCACAGAUUUCAGCACUUUCCUCCUCUCGCGCGUUGUAGGCGGUCUUUCGGAAGGGAACGUCCAGCUCGCAAUUGCAAUCGCAACAGAUAUCUCCGAUGAGAAGCAGAGAGGGGCUACAAUGGCAUUGGUGGGGAUAUGUUUCAGUAUCAGCUUUACAUUUGGACCUGCAUUGGGAGCUUGGUUAAGUACCAUUAGCUCCGUCAAGGCGAAUCCAUUUGCGACAGCAGCGGGAUUCUCACUCUUCUUGAUCGUCACAGAGACUAUCUACCUGUAUCUCUGCCUGCCAGAGACAUUACCAAGUAAAGUCGCCUCCGCAAAACUGAACGGCAUCCCAGCAGCCACAAACGGGUCCACCAGACCCUCCACCCGCUCCUCAACAACAACACAAGCCAAAAUGGUAUCCUCCACCGCCCCCAAAGUAGGCGGCAAGCACAUCCGAACCAACUCCCAUUUCCUCCUCAACCUCACCCACCUAGGCUUCAUCCUCUUCUUCUCCGGCAUGGAAUUCUCCCUCCCCUUCAUGACCUACGACCUCUUCGGCUACACCUCCGCCCGCAACGGCCGCCUCCUCGGCUACAUGGGCCUCGUCGCCUCCCUCCUCCAAGGCGGCGUCACGCGUCGUCUCCCACCACUCCUCUCCGUCCGCAUAGGCGUCGUAUCCUGCCUCCUUGCACUCCUCCUCCUCGCGCGCAUUGACACCGUGGGCGGUCUCUACGCAGCUACUACACUGCUUGCUGUCACUACUGCGACUGUCGUUACGGGUCUGAACGCACUGAGUAGUUUCGAAGCCGGCGAGGACGAGAGGGGUGGGAAGUUGGGGAAUUUGAGGAGUUGGGGACAGCUUGGACGGGGGGUGGGACCGUUGUUGUUUACUAGUGUGUAUUGGUGGGCGGGGAGGGAGGUCGCGUAUACGAUUGGGGGGAUGGGUGUUUUGGGUGUGAGUAUGAUUGUUUUCUUUGGGUUGGAGACGCCGAGGGGGACGGAGGGGAAGAGGAUUGGUGAUGUGAAGGGGGGUGGGGAGGUUGAGUUGUGA